AUGCCUCCGAUCUCAGUUCCACCAGUGACGCUUGAAGACCUGCAGGCCUUCCAGGCUAAACAUUUCCCUGGAAGUGGAAGUCUCCAACCCGUACAGCGUACACGUGAGCCUGAUCAUGAUACCAUAACCCCUGGAUUUGAUGACGAGGAUGAUGGCCUAGGCUAUUAUCCUGAUGGCGUGAAACGUACCCUUACAGACGAACAAAUCGGGAUAUUCAGACAUAGCGAGAUCCAUGCUUUACUCCGUGAAAAGCAGCUGCGAGAGGAGGAGCUCAUGGAGGGAUCCUCGAGCUCUGCUGAACGUACAAACCCCGAGGAAAGUGCAGUGACAGAGCCAGAAAAGGCAUCCCUGGACGCGAACAUCGCGGUGGAGGAUACCCAGCCGGUGGAAGAUUGCGAAGGGGGGAAGUCCGAGCCGUACGUGUCAGUUAUGAAAAAGCGGGCGGUGGCUUCUUCGGAUAUGCCUCUGGAUUACGGUGAGGAGAGUGCUAGUCUGCAGUCAGCUUGCAAACAGGCGCCGCAGUUCAAGAGACGGAGGAUAAUCUCGUACGAGGAUUAA
Molecule: messenger RNA, 558 nt
Organism: Aspergillus ochraceoroseus IBT 24754
Lineage: Eukaryota; Fungi; Ascomycota; Eurotiomycetes; Eurotiales; Aspergillaceae
Product: DUF3807 domain-containing protein
Exons: 2
Coding region: 1-558 (185 amino acids)
Source: RefSeq, a predicted model, not a curated record